AAAUAAUUUUUUAAUUUAAUCCAAAUUUUCUCGUUCUCCUCUCAGCUUCCUUUCUUCUGUGGUUGUUAUGCCCAACUUGUUUCGUUUCUCCUCCACCUUCUCUUUGCCUGACAUCACUCGGGGUCGAUGCUGUGGUACUGAUAGUCGAACUCCUCGCUGCCAGAUUUUGCAUUCUUCUUCACAGCCACCACAUAAUGGGCCGGGAUAUAGAAGCAUAGAUAAUAAGAGAAGUUGGAAUUCACUGACGAACGCUAUGAAUCCCUGCACUAAUAUUGUGAACUCCGUUCAAGUUCCUUUUCCUUUGUUCAUCAAGUCUUUUAGAUCAGUUCCAUCGUUCAAAUGCCUCUGCAGGAGCUCAGAUGAAAAGGGAAGUGACGAUGUGAAGGACCCACUGUAUGGGUUGGUUGACAAGCAAGUUCAAGAACUAUUGAGCAGAGAAGAGAACAAGAUUUUGCUAGAUGGUUUAGAGAAGGCGUCGCAGCGGGUUGAGAUGGCUAAGAGAGAACUUGAAUUGAUCCAAAAACAAGAAUUAGCUGUCAAGCAGUUGAAGGAUUACGUCAACCAACUGGAAGGCGAAGUUCUCGAGAUUGAAGAAUGUCAAAGAGACAUAUCAGAGGCAAAAGCCCUGGUGGAGAAAGCAGAGCAGUCUCUGUUGGUAAAUAUGGGAGGCCCUGAAGGUGGCGGUACAUCCAUGGGGAUGAAAAGUGAAGAAACUGAUCGAGAUGAAGAGAGAUGGGAGUCAAUAAAAACAGCAUCAAUUUCUGCCCUUGUUGGUACCGUUUCAGGUCUCCCCAUAUGUUUCACUCAAGUCACCGACACAACUCAGCUGCUUCUUCCUUUGACAAUCAACUUCAUUAGUUGUGCAUUGUUUGGAGUGACUUUUCGUUACACUAUAAGGAGAAACUUGGAUGAUGUUCAACUUAAAACUGGGGUUGCAGCAGCUUUUGGUGUUGUUAAAGGUCUCGGAACCCUAAGUGGUGGACCACUCCUUGAACCAAACUUUCAAAGCUUCUUAUCACAUGCCCAAGACGGAACAAUUUAUGUGAGUGAGAAUCUCUUAAUUUUUGUUUCUGUUGCUGUUGCUUUAGAUUACUGUCUCAAGACAGGGCUUUUGAACGCUUUUCCAAUUGAUUGAUCAUAGCUUAAAUACGAAUUAUUUGUUCAAUUA
This is a messenger RNA of Vigna umbellata (rice bean), 1168 nucleotides long. Its product is annotated as homer protein. The record is from RefSeq and is a predicted model, not a curated record. NCBI's taxonomy places the organism in Eukaryota, Viridiplantae, Streptophyta, Magnoliopsida, Fabales, Fabaceae.